CAUUAAGGGCAAUCAGACGUCACCCCCACUCUGACUUUGAAAACAAUUAUGAUAAAAAUAAACCAGACGUCUGAACACUUAUAUUUGGUCUUAGAAACGAAUGACGUUUUAAUUUUUAAUUUUUGAUAGAUGUUUUUUAAACUACUUAUGAUUUGAAGGCGCGUCUCGUCGACGUGUGGGAUCCAAAGGUUUUUAUAACGCAAUGGGAAGAAAUAAAAAUGGGCAAUGGUAAUUUAAAUGUUAGUGAAGAGUGCGAAGAAGACAUGGGUAAAUAUUUGAAUGGAAUUUCGUUGAAUUCACAGUGGGCGCUAAAAAUGAUGGAUGCAAGUGGAAGAUACACAUGGGGAUUAUUUUCUGGUAACCGGUACUGGAUUGGAGCAAUGGACCAGUGCAAAGAAAUGGAAAAUAAUUACAUUAAUUACUUGUUACAUACUACUGAUAAUAAUAAUAAUGAUAAGGAAAUAAUAAAGAAAAAUUACUCAAGCAUUCCGCCUUUUCAUGUUUCCGUCAAUUCAGUUAAUUUACAAAUUUUUAUGAUGCUUGACGAAUCUAACCCGGCUCAUAAAAUUACUUUGGGCGUAUGCCUGCCAUCCAAUUGUAGAACUGAUGAUGUUCGAAUGUUACUUAAUUUUUACAUAAGUAAUAAAUUGAGUAAUGAAGGAAAUGUUACAGUUAAUAAUGUAAGAAAUUUAGACGAAGGAUAUACAUUUUGGGAUGAUUACGCUUUUGUAAUUAUGAUGAUUACCGGAGGAUUUGUUGUCUUUAUUGUAACUCUUGGCACGUGUUAUGAUAUUGCGUUGAGAUUUAAAGUUAUAGGUACGAAAGAAUCUCAUAAUAAUAAUGAAAUUGUAAGACGUAAUGGAAUUUCUAAGUACGAAGAUUGUGCUGAUGAUAAACGUGACAAUACUGUUAGUGCUUUUUAUAAAUUAUGGAGAUUUAAAGAACAUAAUGCGUCACUUGAUUUAUGGAAGGAAAAAAGUGUUCCAAAGCCAAUGUCUGAAGCUUUAUUAUCAUUUAGCUUGCUAUUAAAUCUUGAGAAAUUACUUAGCCUUGAUGUGGGACACGAUACAUUAGCUCCUAUUCACGGAUUAAGAUUUAUAUCUAUGCUGUGGAUUAUUAUGGUUCAUACUUGUCUCAUCGCCAAUGAAGUCUCCGACACAAAUAUAUUCCGUUUGAAUGCUGAGCAAGAUUUUUUCUAUCAGACCAUAAGCAAUGGAACUUACGCCGUGGACACAUUUUUUUUCAUCAGCGGGUGUCUGGUGACAUUUUUGUACUUUCGGACGAUGUCCAAGCGCAGAUUAAGCGAAAAAAAAAUAACUAAAGGAUUUGUCGGUAAAAUUUUACAAUUUAUUGGACUAACGUUCUACCGUUAUUUCCGUUUGACUCCCCCUUAUCUAUUGGUAAUUGGUAUCAUACAAGUUUCCAUGAAAUGGUACCACGCUCAUUCAUUAAUUGAAUUGCCCUCCUUGGACUAUGAGACUUGCGAAAAAUUUUGGUGGAGAAAUGCUUUGUAUGUUAAUACUUAUUUUGACAUGGAUGAGAGAUGCAUGGUAUGGAGCUGGUAUUUAGCCAACGAUACGCAGUUUUACACAUUUGGGAUAAUUAUUCUUAUUAUCGGAGCAAAUUACUUAACUGCUGGUGCGGUGAUUGGAAUUGUCGUUCUUAUUUCGUCCUGGAUUGUUACAACGAUUAUCACAAUUCAAACUCAGCAUGUACCCACAAUCCAAGAUCCUUUUGCGCAUUACGAGAGUCUUUAUGACAAGCCUUGGACAAGAAUAGGUCCUUAUCUCAUCGGAAUGGCAACUGGAUGGUUUUUAUACCGGAUUGAUUGUAAAUUAAAGAUAAAUAAGGCCAUUAUUGUAAUCGGCUGGACGUUAUCUAUCACGACUUUACUAAGUAUUGUCUACGGCCUUUACGGAAAUACACUGGGUCCAAUUUCUUCGGCCCUGUACACUGCACUUUCACACUCCGGAUGGGCAAUUAGUGUCGCGUGGAUUCUAAUUAUUUGUGUGACCAAAAAUGGAGGACUCGUUGAAAUUUUACUAUCUUGUAAAUACUUGUACCCAUUAUCAAGACUGACUUAUUGCGUCUACCUCAUUCAUCCAUUGCUGACACGAGCAAUAAUUCUGCAUAGUGAAAGUUCGUUACAUCUUUCACGAGAGUUAAUCGCUAUUUUAUUUUUUGGAGUUACUAUUAUUUCUUAUACUGCUUCACUUUUUAUCAGUUUAUUUUUUGAAGCUCCUAUGGUAUCUUUUUUAAGAAUUUUUCAUCCUUUACGUCAU
Microplitis demolitor is the source of this 2282-nucleotide messenger RNA. Its product is annotated as nose resistant to fluoxetine protein 6. The record is from RefSeq and is a predicted model, not a curated record. Gene Ontology annotation, molecular function: acyltransferase activity, transferring groups other than amino-acyl groups. Lineage: Eukaryota; Metazoa; Arthropoda; Insecta; Hymenoptera; Braconidae. The annotation marks the transcript as partial. The transcript has 13 exons.